Drosophila eugracilis is the source of this 1545-nucleotide messenger RNA. It is a transcript of the gene Sps1, whose product is annotated as inactive selenide, water dikinase-like protein. Gene Ontology annotation, molecular function: ATP binding. NCBI's taxonomy places the organism in Eukaryota, Metazoa, Arthropoda, Insecta, Diptera, Drosophilidae. Bases 131 to 1327 code for a protein of 398 amino acids. The transcript has 2 exons. The record is from RefSeq and is a predicted model, not a curated record. Gene Ontology annotation, cellular component: cytoplasm.
CUAAAUGCAACCCUGUUGUGACAUAUCGCUCGUUGUAAAAGCAAAACCAGGCGCAAAAUAAAUAAAAUUUGCUCGCGUCCCCAUACAAUUCUUGUUGUACCUUAGCACAAGCAAAUCUCUUUAAAUCAAGAUGAGCUACGCAGCUGAUGUCCUGAACUCGGCCCACUUGGAGCUCCAUGGUGGUGGCGACGCCGAACUACGUCGUCCUUUUGAUCCCACGGCCCACGAUCUAGAUGCUUCAUUUCGACUCACCCGAUUUGCCGACCUUAAAGGACGUGGCUGCAAGGUGCCGCAGGAUGUUCUAUCCAAGCUGGUAUCUGCCCUGCAGCAGGAUUACUCUGCCCAGGACCAGGAGCCGCAGUUCCUCAACGUGGCCAUUCCUCGUAUUGGCAUUGGCUUGGACUGUGCCGUGAUCCCUCUGCGUCAUGGCGGCCUCUGCCUAGUGCAGACCACCGAUUUCUUCUACCCUAUUGUCGAUGAUCCCUACAUGAUGGGCAAGAUCGCCUGUGCCAAUGUGCUCAGCGAUCUGUACGCCAUGGGAGUCACCGAUUGCGACAACAUGCUUAUGCUCCUUGCCGUCAGCACCAAGAUGACUGAGAAGGAGCGUGACGUGGUCAUUCCACUAAUAAUGCGUGGCUUUAAGGAUUCUGCUUUGGAAGCGGGGACCACUGUAACUGGAGGACAGAGCGUGGUCAACCCAUGGUGCACUAUUGGAGGCGUGGCCUCGACCAUUUGCCAGCCAAAUGAGUACAUUGUGCCAGAUAAUGCUGUGGUCGGAGAUGUCCUCGUGCUAACCAAGCCACUGGGCACCCAGGUGGCCGUAAAUGCCCACCAGUGGAUCGAUCAGCCGGAGCGCUGGAACCGCAUCAAACUUGUAGUGUCCGAGGAGGAUGUCCGCAAGGCUUACCACCGAGCAAUGAACUCCAUGUCGAGGCUCAAUCGCGUGGCUGCUCGUCUCAUGCACAAGUACAAUGCCCACGGAGCUACCGACAUUACUGGAUUUGGACUUCUCGGGCACGCACAAACCCUGGCUGCUCAUCAGAAGAAGGAUGUGUCGUUUGUUAUUCACAAUCUGCCAGUGAUUGCGAAGAUGGCUGCCGUGGCUAAAGCCUGCGGCAACAUGUUCCAACUGCUGCAAGGCCAUUCGGCCGAGACCUCUGGAGGAUUACUGAUCUGUCUGCCACGCGAGCAGGCUGCCGCCUAUUGCAAGGACAUCGAAAAGCAGGAGGGCUACCAGGCCUGGAUUAUUGGCAUCGUUGAGAAGGGCAACAAGACCGCUCGAAUCAUCGACAAACCGCGCGUUAUUGAGGUUCCCGCCAAGGAUUAGAUCUUUUCCGCGUGAUCAUCCGCUUUUGUCUACCUUAAGUAUAGUAAUUUUAACGUAACUGCUGCUCCCCUCAGUUGUAACCGGCAUCAACGGUCUUUGUUUUUUAUAAAAAAGCUUAUCAACUACAGAUUCUCUGAUCACUAUAAUCAUGGACGUCGCUACUGCAAUACGAGUGAAUAAAAUGAAAACACUUGACUCUUUUGUAUCGAGUAAACGAA